GACGUAUUCGCCAGUGUUGCGCGCAGUGAAAUUAAAUAUGCUGAGAAAAGUCGUAAAGUCAAUUUAUAACACGAAAGCAAUUUAACAAAGGAGAAGCAAAUAAAAUAUUUACAAAGUAUCUGAGAUAUGAAAAAGCCUUGAUUGCACGAAAAUACUUCUGGAGAAAAUUAAUAAACCACACUGAUAAAGUAAUUACACAAAAGAAAUAAUUAAUAAAUUGCAAAAAGAAAAACCGAAAGUACACAAAACGCAAUUCAUUUACACUUUGUUGUGAGUAAAUGCAGUAAAGUGAAGUCGGCGACCUAAGAAAGUGAUAUUGUUACCUACUGCAGUAUAUACAGACGUAGCUUUUUUUUUGCCGUAAGCCGUAUAAACGCGAAUAUGGAUGGUCUGACACGCUCAUUGAAUUUCGAACUGCCACACGAAUUCCCACCUUUGGAUGGGUACGCGCAGCAAAUACUCGAAGGCAGUAAAACAAGCAUAACUGCCACGCCCACAGUGUCCACACUAGAUAUUUCUUCAACUACAAUUAGUCCAUCAAGUGAAAUUUUGCAAAGAAUUGGCGCUACCCUACUUAAUUCUAUACAAUUGAGGAAAUACAUUAAAAUCGAUAAUUCACCGGGUGUGGAUAGUUCGGUUGGAGAGGAAAAAAGUAUGGAUUUGUUUCGCAUGUCCCCACCGAAUCACGUCAUUAUUGAUUCAUCUGGUAUUGACGCCAUGGAUGAGCUCCAACGCCAAGUGGAGUACGACAAGUUUAUGAAUGAAGUGUGGAUUGGAAUUGUGCUAACACUGAUUCUCAUCUCGAUGGUGUUCUGCAUUUGCUCGUGCUUCCUGUACCAUCAGUUCCGGACAUGGAAAAGUAAUUAUCGCAGUACCGUCACGCAAUCACGCAACGCGCUCGACAAUGAAACUACUAAAAUGCAUCCCGAUUUCGAAGAUCCCGUGCCCGAAUAUACGCUCGUCUCAGGGCUGCCUUCCUACGAAGCUGCACUUGAGUUGCUCAAUAAGUCCCCACAAUCUUGCCUCAUUGUGCAUCCCAGCGUCUUUAGCAUAUUUCAUGCAAAUGAAAAAGUCUCGAAUGAGCAGCAACAAAAGCCUCCACAAUCACCUCAGUCACAACUCGUCGAAGUGACGACACCAUUGCUGUCACAGCAAACAACAACGCCAGCGGGCAUAGUAAUGGCCGAUGGUAAGGCUUACGCUGUUUUGCCAACUUAUGAGGAGGCCGCCAAUGUCUAUCACAACCUGUUGUGUUCAACAAAUGUCACAUUGACAGAUGCCAGUGAGAAGUCAGCUGCCGCAUCCACAGAACAAGCGAAAGAAAAGCAUACAAGCCCAUCAACAUCAAACUCCGUGGCAACAGUUAAGGAAACAACAACAACAAUAGCAAUGCAGCCAAGAGUGGCAACACCAACAGCAUCAUUCAGUGAAGUCUGACUGGCGCAUAAAAACUAGCUGCUGCCCGACUACAGAAGACUUGAGAAGUUCCGCAAUUGUCAGUGGAGUGACACUUAAGUAUAGAAGUUUGACAGUUUGCGAACUGUUGAAACACAACUGUGAUAUUGUUUAAAUAGCUGAAUGUUGUUGUACUUAGUUUAAUUAUAUUUAUUUACAUACCUACGUAGACUCAAACAUUAAGUGUGUAUGUGUAAGAUUUUUAUGCAGGACGAAAAUGUAAUUAUUGGAGAAAUUAAAAGCUAGAGAAGUUGUCUUUGCCGCGCAUGCUUUCUCGAAACUGCUGUGAUUCCUACGCACAACUGCUUAAUUUAAAAAUUAGGUAGGGUUAGUUACCAGUUUCGAAUCACAAUUUUUACUAUGUACUUGUAAGUUAAAUCAGAAAUUUUGUAAAUAGAAUUUGACUGUGAAACAAAUACUUAUAAAUAUGUACGUAUGUAUGUAGAUUUAUAUUUUGUAGUAAAUCA
Molecule: messenger RNA, 1922 nt
Organism: Anastrepha obliqua
Lineage: Eukaryota; Metazoa; Arthropoda; Insecta; Diptera; Tephritidae
Gene: comm2
Product: protein commissureless 2
Exons: 2
Coding region: 382-1437 (351 amino acids)
Biological process (GO): axon guidance
Source: RefSeq, a predicted model, not a curated record